CGCGGAGGCUGUAGGCUCGCCUCGGACCUGGCCUCCCCGGAAGACACCAUGACAACCAGGGCCUUGGAGGAUGGAGCCCUGGGCGGCUGCCAGGCAACGCCCCGGAGCCCCGCGCGGAGGAAGCCCCAGGCCGCUCCCCCGCCGCCGCCGCCGCCGCCGCCGCCCCCAGCCGCCGAGGAGCUGCCCUGGGGGGACCUGUCUCUCAACAAGUGUCUGGUGCUAGCCUCGGUGGUGGCGCUGCUGGGCGGGGCUUUCCAGCUGUGCCGCGACUCGGUGUCUUGGGAGGCGAGUGUCCCUGCACCUGUCGCUGAGCCAUGGGUGCCCCCCAGCUCCGCCCCCAAGGAGCCAGCAGCGUUGCCCCAGCCGAAGCCGGGGGCCCGCGCCCAGCCGUCGGGACGGCCCGAGCCCCAGCGCCAGGCGGAGAGGGCUGAGGCCCCCAGGAGCAGGGAGGCCGCGGAGAAGGACCAAGGGAAACCUGCGGGAGACGCGGCGGCCGAAGCCGAGCCGCGCACUCAGCGCGGGCCCCGGGAGAGGCGGGGGCAGGAGAGGCCCCGGGAGGAGCGGGCGCCGAAGGAGAAGCGGCCGCGCAAGGAGAAGCAGCGGUGGGAGGAGAAGCCGCAGAAGGAGCAGCGGCGGGAGCCCGGGGAAGCUCCACUCCGGCGCCGGGAGGCACAGGAAGGGGGCCAGGGGCCGUGGGCAAGGGUCUCCGCUGACCCCAAGCACAGGAAGAGGCAGGCGUGGGCCUCCUCGCGGCUUUCCGAGGAGGAGGACCGGCCCCCCGGCCGCCCGAAACGCCGCCCCGGCAAGGGGCGGGACUGAGCCGCACCCCAGUCGGGUCUCCGCCAAAAUAAAGCGAAAUCGCCUGCU
Molecule: messenger RNA, 867 nt
Organism: Condylura cristata (star-nosed mole)
Lineage: Eukaryota; Metazoa; Chordata; Mammalia; Eulipotyphla; Talpidae
Gene: JSRP1
Product: junctional sarcoplasmic reticulum protein 1
Exons: 5
Coding region: 49-819 (256 amino acids)
Biological process (GO): regulation of ryanodine-sensitive calcium-release channel activity; skeletal muscle contraction
Cellular component (GO): sarcoplasmic reticulum
Source: RefSeq, a predicted model, not a curated record